AUGAAGAACCUCCGCAACGUGGUGAAGCGCCGCACCCAUCUGGAGCGGCACCAGCCGAAAGCGCGACAAAAGCUCGGGCUGUUGGAGAAGAAGAAGGAUUACUUGCAGCGUGCGAGAGAUUAUCAUAAGAAACGCGACUAUGUGGCCACUCUCCAGGAGAAGGUGCGCCAGAAGAACCCGGACGAAUUCUCGCACAAGAUGCUCCGCGCGAAACAGGACGAGAAAACGGGAAAAUUCAAAAAGCUGCUGUCUAAAGCGAGCUUGAUCGGAAACGGGCGAAAAGUGGAGAAGUUGUUGGUUCACGAAAGCACAAGUAAGAAUAGUAGAACAUCAGCGGAAAAAUUAUCGAAGGAGCAGCAGAUCCGGGCGAUGCACUUUGACCACCUGUCAAAGGAGCAGCAAUUCAUCGCGGAAACAACGGACAGAAACUACGUCGCGACGCGGUUGCAGAUGGACAAGAAGCAGGUCGAAAAGCGCAGAGAGAACCUACACAUGAUCGGGCUCAAGGACCCGAAUCAGAAACACGUUACAUUCUCGGACGAGGAGGGAGAAGAUGAUCGUUUUGCUGGCAGCAAGAAAAACAGAAAUACUGCUCCAGGAGGGAACAAGCGGACGGAGAAGAAGCCAAAGUCCGUCAAUCAUGCCCAGGAAUUACAGGAUGAGCACUACGGUUCGGAAGUGCGAAAACAGGUGAAUGCCAAGGACUCCGCUGUCGGGCAGGCGCGGCACGAGAGCUAUCGGCAAUUGCUGCACUACAGUACCCGGGCGGAGAAACUCAGUGGUGUUUUGUCUGCGAUGGAGAACCGGAAGCAGGCACAGGAGAAGGGCAAAAAGCAGCCAGUUAAGGAUAUCGACGGAAAGGUCGUGCAAUACAAAUUCGCGAUGAAACGGGCAAGGUGAAGAAGAUUUCAUGUUGAAGCUACCCGGUUCUUGUCGACGGAUUAAUAUGUAGUUGUAGUCCUUUAGGGCUCAUUGCCACCUGUCAAUUGUCCUCUCCCGGCAGAUGGAAAGGCCGGUUUGCAGUCAUACGAAAUCAUGCGCAAGCAUCAUCAUGCCCGUCCCCGUGAUGUGCAUUGAUGAGAUUCAGAUUUCAACAAUGAAG
Molecule: messenger RNA, 1102 nt
Organism: Amoebophrya sp. A120
Lineage: Eukaryota; Dinophyceae; Syndiniales; Amoebophryaceae
Source: the annotation of a GenBank genome assembly